Messenger RNA from Symsagittifera roscoffensis, 997 nucleotides. RefSeq lists its product as uncharacterized. The record is from RefSeq and is a predicted model, not a curated record. The transcript has 3 exons. Gene Ontology annotation, cellular component: membrane. NCBI's taxonomy places the organism in Eukaryota, Metazoa, Xenacoelomorpha, Acoela, Convolutidae. Bases 446 to 997 code for a protein of 183 amino acids.
CGCAAAAAGCGAUUGAGUCCUUGUAGCGAAAUAUAAAAAAUAGAAAAGUCCCUUUCUCUAUUAAACUACUUCAUUUAUCACGCCUUUUAAACUGAAUAAGCAGUUUAAGUGAACUUUCGAUGUACAUGAAAAUUAAUUUUGUUUAGUCUGACGACGCCGAGGCUUUGGCUCCUUCUGCGUGAAUUUACUGAUAUUUACUUUCUUCGUCUAACUUUUUAACAUUAAAUGGCUGUACGUUCGUACUAUUGAAACAGAAAAUUUGAUUUGAGCAUUUGAAAGCUAUUAAUUCUUUCAAAUCAAUUGUACGAAGUUGAAAAAUGUAUUUUACUUUCUCGCUAUUACAGUCUUGCAACUAAAAACAAACUGAUGACAGCUUAAACAAAAAAAAAAACAGUCCAAAUUUGACCUCAGAAAACUUGACCGAAAAUAAAAAAAAACCGACGUUAUGAGUUCGCCACCAGCUGUCGCGGCGAUCAAGCAACCCACAGAAGUUGACCUGAGGAAGAAGGAUUCGACAUCAAGUUCAACUAUAGUCACCACCCGGGAAAGCUCCUCGGAUGGAAGCGGAGGCGAGGAUGACGCCUGCAACUUCCUGAACUGCGGUUGUCUGGAGACCUUCUCUAACGUUGUAACUGGAUUCAUCGAGGGCAUUUUCUACAAGAUCGGCCUGUUCACUGGAUCCUAUCCCUGGGCAGGUAUCCUGAUUGGUCUGGCCAUUUUCUUCAUUCCUCUGGCAGGCAUUGCCCGCUACAACGAGGAGACAGACGGGUCCAAACUGUGGGUUCCUCAGGACUCAAGGGCAGUUGCGGACUACAGGCGGUCCACUGACUUGUUCCCUGGCUACCAGAGGAUAGCACAGGUCAUAGUAGUGGCCACAGAUGUGCUGGACUCCGCCAUACUCACAGAAGCACUCACUCUAGAUGAGAAGAUCAAAGCCAUAACUGUGCAGAGCGGAAAUCAAAAUGUGAGUAAAGUGAUUAAGUUGAAUCAAACGUAA